AUGUCGAAAAAUGAACUAAUGAAAAAUAGUUCUGCUGUUGCUAAUGACUUUUCAUCAGUUGACUCAGUUCAUCAACGUGCCUGUCUUACACUUGAUCGGUCUGAUUGUCUACGACUCAUUCGAUUUCCAGUAAAAAUUAUCAAUAUUAUUCGACAGGCUAUACUUGAUAGUUGGCCUCGUGGUUUAAAAAAUGAAACAGAAUAUGCAGGCUCAUAUGAAUUCAAGUUUCGUGGAAAUCCUUGGCUCGGUCAUGGAGCCGCAGCAGUAGAGUCUCGAGCUAUGAUGAUGUCAAUUAUUUCAGCGUUGUAUCAUGAAGGUUGGCAUCUCACGACGGCAACAUAUGUUUCAAAAAGACAACAAGAUAAUGAUUCAUUGAUUUUCUGUCUCGAUGUUCCUCCACCAUUAACAUCAUUUUUUGCUGUUUCAUUCAAUGAACGAGAUAAAUUACGUUUGAUUGGUGCUCCAUAUGAUCUAAUAUCUGUUGUUCGCGAAACUAUCGGCACAAAAGAUAUUGAGCGUGAAGAGUGGAUUUAUUCAGAGGCAGCUUAUCAAUUUAAAUUGCGUAAUCAUCCAUGGACAGCCAUUGGUUACGAAAUGAUCGCUAUUCGAAUGAAGCUUCUCGAUUUACUCGAUUGUUUUGCAUCGUUUGGUUGGGCAUUACAUGCAAGCAUUAAUUUGAGUACAGAUCAUGAUGGUUGUCAUAUUGAUACUUGGUUUUUUCGUCAAAGUAGUCAAUGA
Molecule: messenger RNA, 738 nt
Organism: Rotaria sp. Silwood1
Lineage: Eukaryota; Metazoa; Rotifera; Eurotatoria; Philodinida; Philodinidae
Source: the annotation of a GenBank genome assembly